CAGUAAUUUAAAUUUCAUACAAAUAAAUUGAUUUAAAGUUAUCGUAAAUAAAUCUUAAAUCGAGUUCUUUGACAUUUCCCUCUUCUAUGCUGAACUUGCCUAAAACUGCUGACUAUCAGAUCAAUUUGAACGUUGAUCAUUUUGUUUACAACUAGUUAACAAUAAUAAUAAAGCAUCAAACAAUCUAUCAAACAUCUGCGCUGCUGAGACAGCAUAAAAGUUUAUAAGAAAAAGAAAAUUUAUUCGAGAGAUUUUCAUGAAUUUCCUCCCAGGAAAGGUGAACAUGCGCAUUUGCAUUCUCUAAAAUUGUGUAUAAAGGAAGAUUUCAAAGGAGAUUUUGCUAUUACCAAAUUAACAAUCAAGUGCAUUAGUCGUGUUUCAUUUAAAGUGACUGAAGAUAUUUUUAAAAAAUCUAAGUGAGGAUGGAGCCAAUUGAAGAUGAUGACAUUAACAAGCCUUACAAGAUCAAAGACGUCACACGACAAAUUAAGAAAGCAGUUGUCGCUUCAAACCUUGAAGAGCUUCAGAAAAAGUCAGCUGAGAAGUUCGGAAAAACAGAAGUGCCCCAAAUUCAUUUGGACUCAGAUGGAACGGAAAUCGAUGAUGAAGAUUACUUUCAAACCCUUGAGCCUAACACUGAAUUGAUUGCCGUUUUCAGCGGGGAGCAAUGGGUUGAUCCAACGCAUUACCUGACCAUUUCAUCUCACUCAGGCGAUACGAUUGAUUGUGGUGAUGUCGAGAAAGUUCACUUGAAGAAGCUUGUCGGUCAGAUGAAAUCGAACCUUUGCAACAUUUCAAUUCUCAGCGAACCCGACUUGGAACUUUUGUCAAACAUGGAUCCAAACUCUGUCGCAGACAUCACGGGACGGGAUUUUGUCGAGCAGCUUAAGGAAACAUCAGGCAGAAUCCUUACUGAAAAGCGAGAUGCUUAUGACGCAGUUGAGCUGUUGAAAUUAAUUGGUCGCCAUCAGAAUUUCAGUAAGCAGAACAUUGUGGAGCCUCGACCUUUCUCACCUUCAUCAUCGACCACCUCACUCUCGACUAUGAGCAGUUUCUCCAGUAAUAAUCAACAAUAAAUUUCAUCACUGAUGCAACAUCGUUUGAGCGACAUUUUAAAUUGAAAAAAAGUGUGGAAGCAGAUAAUUCAAUUCAAAAAUUUUAAUCUAGAUGUGUAAAUGUGGUUUAUCAUGAAUUUAAAGUUGAUAUGAUGAAUGUUGUUUAUUCAACAUUUUCACGUAGUCAAAGAUAAUUUUUUAUGUUUUUCUAACGCAGUAAAUUCCACAAACAAACAAAGUCUCACCAAAGUGCAUGUGACUAAUUAUAAUUCAUAUGAAUCUCAAUAUAAUAUAAUUAAUUAUCUCAUUUGUUAUUUCUUAGACGUUCAAAAACAUAUUUCAUCGUAAUUCACAUCAAUCAAUUAAUGUGGCAAAAUUAAAUUGAAGGGAAAAAGAAAAACUAAUUUAGCUAAAUUAUGAAUAAAAUUUACGCACGAGACGAAAGUUAUAAUUUGUAGACAUUUAAACAUUGACAUUGAAACCCAAAAUUGUGCCAUCAACAUAUUUAUGAUGAAUCGAGAAGAAAUAUUUAUUUUAUAAUAUGAACAUUGAUUGAAGCUUCCCCAUCUGAAAUAUUAAAUGUCAUCAGACUGAGAACGUGAACGAAACCCUUAAAUGUUAACAAAAUUAAUCAAAUUAAGAAAACGACGAUUCUUCUCCCUCAUCAACAUUAAAUUAGUUAAAUUGCCAUAACACUUACCUUAUCAAACAUCAAAAGCUGCCAAUAAUUAGAAUAAUUUUGUAAAACUUCAAAAGUAGCAUAAAAAUGUUUAGACCGUUUUUUAAAAAAAAACUUUUCUUCCUGCAGAACAAACGAUCAAAAGUUAGUGAAAGUUAGUUUAGGAAUUGAAAAAGUUCGUAAAUAGCAAAUGACAAACACAACCAGUGAAGAGAGAGCAGAAAAAUUGCUUAAACAUGAGAUGAGAUGACACGUUGAGAUACUUUUUCAACACUUAUAUCUGAGAGAGCACCACAAGUGACAUUUUGAAUUAUUAAACAAAACUGAUUUGCCAAACUUGUCAUCAAACUUUAAUGUUUCUCUUUCUUUCACUGGAUGAGUAGCCAAAUUCAAAUUUCCCUUUUUUCUUACAUUUCCUCUGAACAGCAUUACCGAGAAAGAAAAUGACAACACCAAAAUAUAAUAAAAUAUUAAGAUAUUUACUCACGCAUUAGAUAAAUCCUCACAGUAAAUGUCAAAAAAUUAAAAAUGUAGUAGAAAUAAUGUUUUGUGGUUAAUGGAAGGGAAAGAAAACGAAAACUUUAAUGAACGUAAUUUAAUAUGAAAAACUUAUUCCCCAAAGUGUCUCGUUUCCCUCGAAAGUCAUUAAAUUUUAUGAAACAAAAGAAACAUUUUUAAAAAGGCGUUAAAUAAGUGACGAAGUUAUUAAUAAGCUCGGUAUGUUUGUGAAGUAAUUAUUUACAUAGAUGAGAUUAUAACAUAAAAAGGUACUGAAGCGAUGGUGAGAGUAAAUAUAAUCUUUUAAUUACAUUUUUAAUAAUUCUAGCACGGUUAAACGAUUAAGUAUUAAUGUAAUCAUGAAUAUUCAAGUUCACAUUAAUUAAAAUUUUCGUUCAAAACUUUCAAACAUUCUCAACAAUGGGGAGAAAGUCGAAUAAGCUUUUCGUUAAUAAAAGAAUAAAACUACAAUAUGUGCUGAAUGUUAUGGAAUGAAAAGAUAAAUUUGUUACUCUUUUGAAACCUUGAAGAGCCCCAUUUUUAAAAUGAAUCAUUCCGAUAAAAUGACAUAAAAUUACAACAGCACAACUCGUCAUAACAAAUGAAAUGUUUCAAUAAAAGAAAAAAAUUAUUCCAUUUUUGAAGAAAUC
Clunio marinus is the source of this 2882-nucleotide messenger RNA. Lineage: Eukaryota; Metazoa; Arthropoda; Insecta; Diptera; Chironomidae. The record is from the annotation of a GenBank genome assembly.